AUGACUGGCGGAAAGUCCGGAGGCAAGGCCAGCGGUGCCAAGUCCAGCGCGCAAUCGUGAGUACUCGCCCAUUCCAUCCUAUGCGCCUACUUUGGCCUCAUCUGGCCCAUCCGACGCGCUUUUUCAAUCCAAAAGAACCGCUUUUCGAUCUGCUUUUCCAUCCGGCGCAAACUGACAUCAUUUACCACAGGCGUUCGUCCAAGGCCGGUCUCGCGUUCCCAGUCGGUCGUGUCCACCGUCUCCUCCGCAAGGGCAACUACGCCCAGCGUGUCGGUGCUGGUAAGUCGCGUCAUUCAAUCGCUUAUGCCUGGUCGCAUCAACUGACUCUUCCACCACAGGUGCUCCCGUCUACCUCGCAGCUGUCCUCGAAUACCUGGCUGCCGAAAUCCUUGAGUUGGCUGGCAACGCCGCCCGUGACAACAAGAAGACCCGUAUCAUCCCUCGUCACCUGCAACUCGCCAUCCGCAACGACGAGGAGCUGAACAAGCUGCUCGGUCACGUCACCAUUGCCCAGGGUGGUGUCCUCCCCAACAUUCACCAGAGUAAGCGAUCCCACAUCCUACACUUCCCAAUCAUCACUGACAUCUGUUUCCUCCAGACCUCCUGCCCAAGAAGACCGCCGCCGCAGGCACCAAGGGCAAGGGCCCAUCUCAGGAGCUGUAG
Molecule: messenger RNA, 663 nt
Organism: Lecanosticta acicola
Lineage: Eukaryota; Fungi; Ascomycota; Dothideomycetes; Mycosphaerellales; Mycosphaerellaceae
Source: the annotation of a GenBank genome assembly